AUGAGAAAAGAUCACAUUAAAUCCUUGAAGAAGUCUACAGUUGUUCAAGGAGAACGGGCAAUGACGGAGUUUUUUGGAGGUUCCGCCGAGCCGAAGAAUUCCCGUCCUGCUCCAACACGACUUUGCUUCAUCCUCUCUACCAGCUCACCCACUCCUUCCCCCCACACCCUCAGGAUGUCCUUCCGGCCGAUGUUGCAACAGCGGGCUGUGGCUCCGAUCGCAGCCACUCUCCUCGCAGGAGGCAUUGCUUUGUACCCCAAGCAGACGGCAUUUGCUGAAGUGCCCCGAGACAACCGCAAACCUAUCUACGAUGACUUCCCUGCCGAUCUCCCCGAACCCUCCAAGCCAGCUGCCCCCGUCGCUGCUGCCGUCCCUGCCGCUCCUGCGGCCAUCGAAGCUCCUAAGCUGAUCUCCGCACCGGCCGCGCAACAGGCCCCCUCUUCGCCCACUCCGACAGACAUCCUGACCGCUCAGGUCCGACAAGCUCGCCUUUUCCUUUACUCACACUCCCUUUCUGCCGAACAGGGCUUCAACAAGUUCCUGUCCAAGGCUCUCAACAUCGAAAACUGCUUCACCAACACCGUUGCGUCCCUUGCCCCAUCGCCCGAGUCCGGUGAGCGCCUUCUCCCCGGUGGUGUCUACGUUGUUGUGGCCGCCAUGGCCGGCUCUAUCGUGUCGCGCAACCGCGGUAUCUUCCUUCGAGCUGCGUCUCCCUCGCGUUCGUACGAGAAGAAGGUUCCCGCCGUUGCGGACCAGCACUUGGCUGUCCGUGAACGUGCGGAGCACAUCUGGCUCACUGGACUCGCGCACAGCGGAAUGGCGCGCCAGAUGAUGGAGGAGAAGAUCGGUGACACCCGCAAGAAGUUGGAGGAGCUGGUCAGCAAGGGCCACUAG
Penicillium brevicompactum is the source of this 894-nucleotide messenger RNA. Its product is annotated as MICOS complex subunit MIC26/MIC27. NCBI's taxonomy places the organism in Eukaryota, Fungi, Ascomycota, Eurotiomycetes, Eurotiales, Aspergillaceae. Gene Ontology annotation, cellular component: MICOS complex; mitochondrial crista junction. Bases 1 to 894 code for a protein of 297 amino acids. The transcript has 4 exons. The record is from RefSeq and is a predicted model, not a curated record. Gene Ontology annotation, biological process: cristae formation.